Molecule: messenger RNA, 1617 nt
Organism: Lethenteron reissneri (Far Eastern brook lamprey)
Lineage: Eukaryota; Metazoa; Chordata; Hyperoartia; Petromyzontiformes; Petromyzontidae
Product: zinc finger protein 22-like
Biological process (GO): regulation of transcription by RNA polymerase II
Molecular function (GO): DNA-binding transcription factor activity, RNA polymerase II-specific; RNA polymerase II cis-regulatory region sequence-specific DNA binding
Source: RefSeq, a predicted model, not a curated record
AACUUUGUUUAAAUAUUCUAUAUUAACACCGUUUUAUUUGUUACCAGGCCACGCCCGCUUGAGCUGCUGUACCGCUCUUGUUAUCAGAAGUGACCUGCCCACAACAACAACAAGCUGUCGCUGCCUCUGCAGAAGUGGUUUCAUGGAGCAAAGGCACUCGGCGCGGCUCGGUGCAAAAAGGCAACAAUGCGACCGGUGUGCAUACAGCACGGAUUGUCCUGCACAUUUGACACGGCACCAGAGAACUCACACAGGAGAGAAACCCUUCAAGUGCAGUGUGUGUGGGAAGGCAUUUGCACAGUCAUCUGCUCUUGUAACACACAAGAGAACACACACGGGAGAGAAACCCUUCAAGUGCAGUGUGUGUAGGAAGGCGUUUGCACAGUCAUCUACUCUUGUAGCACACCAGAGAACACACACGGGAGAGAAACCCUUCAAGUGCAGUGUGUGUGGGAAGGCGUUUGCAUGGUCACCAUAUCUUCAAAGACACCAGAGAACACACAAGCAUCAGAAGAUCCACCAGGAGUGGAGUGUGAAAUCAGCUUGUGAAAGUCAAAGUGCUGCAAUGAGCCCAUCCCUCAUCAAACAAGAACCGGAAGAAAAUCCAAGCUUGGACACUUUUAAAGGUGUCAAGGUGAAAUAUGAAGAAAUCAAGGUGAAAUAUGAAGAAGUGAUGGUGAAAUAUGAAGAAGUGAUGGUGAAGAGCGAAGAAGUGAAGGUAAAAUGUGAAGAUGAAGAUUCAACUGCAAAAUGGGACCUUCGCAUCGAUGGAGGCAACGUGAAGCAGGAGGAGAAUUCUGACUGUGAGGCAGAGCGAGGCAACUCCCAGCAGUUUGUGGAAGUGGAGGUGUGGGUGGACUUCCUCCGAGACAAUACAAAGUCAAAUGGAGACCCGGGAGAUGCGUAAGCCUUAGACCAGUGGUUCUUAACCUGGGUUCGAUCGAACCCCAGGGGUUCGGUGAGUCCGUCUCAGGGGUUCGGCGGAGGUUAAGACACACACCUGACUCGUGAUUGUGCACCAGUAAAACAUGUACCUAUGUUUUGAAUUUGAAAAAAUAAUUUAAUUUUUCCAAUUAAGAAGGGUUCGGUGAAUGCGCAUAUGAAACUGGUGGGGUUCAGUACCUCCAACAAGGUUAAGAACCACUGCCUUAGACGAUGCCGCUCCAAUAGAUGCACCUUUGUCACAGGCCUUUAAUGACAAGAAUGUGAAGUUGAACACUCAGUUCCUAGGUUCAACCUGCAGGGUAAGAGCGGCCAGUCUUUGUGGACCUGUGUGUUGGGUAGAUCUCUAACCAGGAGCGAAUGCCAAUAAGCUCCCAAGCAUUCACUGUUAUCAUAAUUGCAUUUAUACUGUGCUUGCUUAAUCGCCUCGGUAAUUCGGAGUUUUGCAUCGUAUCUCGUCUCAAACACUCGAAGAGCAUCCCCAAGUAGCAGCUGCCCCUGUGUGGCACAAGGUGGUGGCCCUGCACCGGCCUGCAUGUGGACAAGAGCCUGUCAGUAGGGGGCGAUGGUUGAUGUGGCAUCUCAGUUGUGGAGUUUGUAGGUAAUGUUUAGAAUUUGCUACAUUUUGACCCAGAUGCCAGCAUGCAAUGGCCGACUCGUUUUGAAUGGUGUUAA